This is a messenger RNA of Serpula lacrymans var. lacrymans S7.9, 1818 nucleotides long. RefSeq lists its product as uncharacterized. Gene Ontology annotation, molecular function: medium-chain fatty acid-CoA ligase activity. Bases 1 to 1617 code for a protein of 538 amino acids. Gene Ontology annotation, biological process: fatty acid metabolic process. The transcript has 6 exons. Lineage: Eukaryota; Fungi; Basidiomycota; Agaricomycetes; Boletales; Serpulaceae. The record is from RefSeq and is a predicted model, not a curated record.
AUGAGCCACUUUUCAUCCCAUCUAACAGUGCUCGAGCAAGCUGCCACCCUUUAUCCCUCCUCACCUGCAUUCCGAGUGCCCCGAUCAGAUCCAACACACCAGGUACAAGAUUGGGCAUCGAUCUCUUAUAAGCAAUUCCGGGAAGACGUAGAAUGUUUCGCGAGACAUUGGUCCGUGAUUCUAAAAUCUGAUGGCAUCCCUGCGGGAAGCGUAGUUGGACUAUGGCACGUGAUUGGAGGCAUGACUUACUGCGACGUCCUUCAAAUCUACGGCCUCUCGAGGGCUGGUUUUGUCCCUCAACUAUUCAGCAUACGACUACCCAAUCCUGUCGUCGUCUUUGAGCUACUACGAAAGUCGCAGGCGAAAGCACUGAUAUAUGAUUCAACAUUCGAGUCUGGCCUUGUCGACUGCCCUGUUCCAGUUCAUCGCGCGGCCGAUCUUAGUGAUGUUACCAUCGAAAACCACCCACUUCCUGAUAUGCCCUCGAUAAGAAGCGGGGACCAGCUUGUCUUCGUCUUUCACACCAGCGGUUCAACUUCUGGCAGCCCAAAACUCGUACCUUGCACGUAUUCUUGGCUCUCAGCCAUUAUUGCUAAAGCAAAACAAGCCGGUAGGCCUCGAGAUCUUGAGCGGCAAGAUGUAAGCGUAUGGAUGGGAAGUAUGUGUCAUAUCGCACAGACAUCUAUGUUAAUUGGUUCCCUACAAUACGGGUCAUGUACGGUUCAGCCAACACAAAUCGGAUUCUCCACAGACGAGUUGGUCGAUAUGAUUCACCGCUGUCACCUUAAUCGCCUUAACCAGUUUUCUACAUUCCUUGCUGGUCAUCUUCGAAAUGCCCGCCAUAACCCCAAACUACUGAGCCUUCUUCGGAGUUUAGAUGAGAUAUUGUACAGUGGCCUGCCUCUGAAUCGUGAAGAAGAGGAGUGGGCUUACUGCAAUGGUCUGAAAUUGAAGAAUCUGUUCGGUAGUACGGAGUGUGGUGCUAUGCUUUUGUCCUCUCACAUCGAGGGUUCUGAUACUGCUUUCUUGCGUCCUUUGGAGGGCGUGUCAUAUGGAUUUUCCCCGAUAACUCCGAUGGACGGUAAUGAGGCGAACCAUCAAACCAAUACACAGCUACUCGAGCUUGUCAUCCUUGCGGAGUCGGGCGAUUGUCCUCAUCCUUCGUUACGACAAAGCGAUGGCCAUUUCCACACUGGUGAUUUAUUCCAAGAAAUAACGCCAGGCUCAUAUAUGUCCCGUGGUCGCAAUGACGACUGGAUAAAAAGCGAGAACAGCCUGAGAUGUGAUGCCAAAGCUAUUGAAGAUAAUGUUCGUUCAACCUGUGCAAAUCUCAUUGAAGAGUGCAUCGUCGUUGGCACAGGCCGUCCGUCGCCUGUUCUCUUCAUUGAACCGGCUCGUGGUGUUGAUCACAACUGGCUUAAAAGAGAAAUAAUUCGGAAAACCAGACCAUUUCAUUCUAGACGCUAUCUUCACGAACGGAUCACGUCUCCCAACUUCAUCGUAGUUGUUCCAUCAAAAUCAUUGCCCCGGACGGCAACCAAAGGAAAUAUACGACGCAAAGCUGUGGAGGAAGAAUACAAGGUCGAUCUAGACCGCCUGUACAGUACUAACCGCUAGGUCUGCAGGAUGGACCCUUAAUUAUUGGAUAUCUGACAUUUGUUUUGUUGUAUCGGAUUUAACUUACUAUCCACCUCGUAUAUCACUCUUUCUUGACAUCUAUAUCAUACGUACAAUUCUGCAUUAUACAUACAGUAAACUACUAAUGUACAGACAGCAAUGUUUAUUAUAAAGCACAUUACUAUCUUAUUAUCAAACAAA